Pseudo-nitzschia multistriata is the source of this 5347-nucleotide messenger RNA. NCBI's taxonomy places the organism in Eukaryota, Bacillariophyta, Bacillariophyceae, Bacillariales, Bacillariaceae. The record is from the annotation of a GenBank genome assembly.
CGAGUAUCGCAUCGAAACUUUCUCGAGACGAGUUCGAGAGUAAUUCUCUCCACAACUGAUGCUUUGUCAAACAUCUGUCACCUCUUUCACUCCUCUAACUGAAUAAAAAUUGAACCGGAUUGAAUGACUGAGAAAUAGGAAAGAAGGGCGUCGAACAGUUAUUCCGACUAAUUACUGAUUUUGUUUUGAAACAAAAUAUCGGAACCAUAAGAUAGAUCGGCUUGAUCCAACAUGGAAGGCAACAACUCAUUUGAUGUGGAGGAAUUUGAAAGMGAUCAUGGAAUCUUGGACUCGACAGCAUGGUCAAAGGUAAAAGUGGCUUCCAGAUCUAAAGAAACAAAGAUGUAUGGACGAAGCCGAUUCCGUGACCCCUCUCUGUCUUACUUCGAUAGCGAUCUGAGAAAUCCUCUAGCCGAGGACGAAGAUGAAGACACAGACGUAGAAGACCAGCAAUCGAAUUCGAUGAGUCCUGUUGACUACUCAAGUUUCGGUCGAGGCUACAGCAUCACGACACCGCCAACUCGGAGGACAAAAAAGUUUGUCAGAGCAAAGUCAACAUCGGAUGCAUCGCCUCCAAUCUCAAGGCCAAGGCGAUUGACGCAGAUGAUCAGGUCGCAGUCUGUAUCAACCUUCAAUCCACAACGAAGCAUUUCUGCCGCUUGUCGGUCAUUUUCGAUGGGACAAACUGACUAUGAAAACUCCAACCCAAAUUUGAGCACCCUACCUAGUGAUGACGAAGAUUACACGUCUCCAAAGCGAUUAGCGGACACCGAUGCUACACAAAAAGGUCGUAAAAAAUCCAAAUCGGCAAAACAUUCAUUCCWACGCAAUAAUGACUUCACUUCGCUCUACAAUGACAAUUAUGAAACCAAAUUUCCCUCAUUUGCAUCCGAUUCUUUUUCGAACUUGGCUCGUAACCAUAUCGAAUGUCGGCCAGGUUGGGGAAGGGUUUCUAAUGGGAACCUAUCUAGCAAUCGUAAUCACGGCAAAGACGGCAAAGUUCGCAGGCGAUCAUCCAGUAGUGACUUUAUCUCCCCUAGAUCUUUUUUGUACAACGACGAGACAAUGGAAAGUGCGGACUCGAUAUCUUCGCCAAGUAUGAGCAUGAGCUCUUCAACAAGAAAGCGAGGGGUUUGCAAAUCGCGAUUUUUAACGGAUGACUCCCCUGUUUCUCGAUCACGAUCAAGGAUUUCAUCGCCACCGCCGUCAUCUGUCAUUGGCUCUGCAUCGAAGUUGAUGGAUCUCUCUUUCCAUUCGAUUAAAAACACUGCAAAGUCCGAUAGAAUGAUGUUAGAAUUAAAUGUUACGAUGAGCGAUGAUGAUGUUAAUGUUUCUGGAGAAUCAGAUAUUUCAGUGGAUAGCGACGACGAUGUGAUGGUUAUGGAUAAUCUGAAUUCCCAAAUAAGAGAAGGUCCUUUGUCUACCAAGAGUGGUCGACUUUUUAAUUUUGAAAAAGCUUCUGUCGACGACGUCACGAAAUACAUGCCGUCAUACGAAGAUAUUGAGUUCCUAAUGAAUUCCCUUCAACAAAAUUUCAGAGGACAGGGUGGGUGUCUCAGCUGGAAUGUUGCGCCACCUGUAGACUGGCCUGCGAAACGCCGCGAUUCCUUUUUUCAGGCAACUCGUAAACUUGGGUUUACGUUCCGAGCAGGCGGUGGGAAAGUUUCGUACAUUCAGAUAUCGAAAAAAAGAGGACGUGGUCUGCUGUCGUUACUUGAGACAAGUUUAGCAAAUUAUGGCGAAAGAGAAGUAGGGAAAAGCACACCCACUGCCGAAGGAAUCAAUACCUCUAUGAAUUUUACCUUUCUCUCAACAGUAAAGAAGAAACUGAAGUCAGCAACRAGAGUCUCAAAAAUUCUAAGAUUGACACCGAAAGAGUAAGUGCUUCGUCCAUAAUUUGUUCCGAGAUGUUUUUUAAUGCCUUGCGCUUUCUCUCAUUUCUUAACUUUACUUCAUGUACAAUUUAGGUUGGCGCUCAACUCUCGGUUCGAGAAAUUCAAGGACACCACGGACGAGUUGACGCAAUUCAUGAGCAAAUUAGAUAUGAACGACGAGUCUCAAGCAAUAGAGAAUGACAACAAUGAUAAGGAGUGCCUUUUCGAUAUGAGCAAUGGCCAUUCUCGAACUGGUGUGCCAAGAAAAUCUCUAGACCAUCAUUCAAGUUCCUCGGAUUUGAAUGCUCAAAUGCAUGGAGCAACUCCUGUCCCACACAGAGGGAGGGGACGACCUCCUCGGUUGUCUUUGCAGAGUGCUUCAUCUGCUAGUAUGGAUACGCAAUCUCCAUUUGUAACGAACUCUCAUUUGUCGAAGCCCGCUCACAUCGAUACUCACGUCAGCUGUGGAAUGAAUGCCAAUGACUUUGUCUCGACGUAAGUGUUUCCUGUCCGUUCGCAAUUCUCGAUUCAACCACUAUUUCCGAUUCAAACUCUAACUUGUUAUUGUUACAUAUAGACCAUCGGUUGGACGUCAGGGCGAUUGGGGAUCUCGCCCUUUUAAUGACCGUGACUGGGGGACUUCAGAGCAAUGUGAGGCAGURAUUAUUAAGAAACUCUUUGAUCGCUUCAAGRAGCUUCAGAAAAAUGCUGGGCUCGAUGUGGGGGAGGAUCAAAUUUUGUCAUGCAAUGAUGUUGAAUCAUCGUUCCUUGACUUCGGUGCUGUUAGUCAAUUUAGUGACGAUCUUGUGAGUCCAAUCUCAUCAUCAGCCAUUGAUGCUGGAAUCACUGAGCAAGCUAUAUCCUGCGAGGUAUCUCUGCUCGAUAACCAUGCUUCGGAACGGGUGAACGAACCAUUUCCGAGCCGUGUACUCAGGCGUCGGCAAACAGCAUUUGCGAAGCACCGGCGUAUGUCUUUGUAUGCCUCCGCGAUGAAUCCUGCUGAUACCUUUGCAAAGCGCAGAAAAUCCCUUUUCGUCCAACAGGCCAGUGCGCUACCUGCUACAACCAAAAACUUACUUUUGGAUAGCGCCCCAGAAUUUUUUUCGCAGUACACUUCUGAUACAAAUGAAUCUUCUUUUGAAAAAGUCGGCGCUCAUGAAGAAUCACCUUUGGAAAAUCAGCAAGUCCUACGCACGAUUUUUGAUUUCUUGGAAGAAAGGGAGCUGUUUCUGAUUGCAAGUUUAGUGUCUACAAAAUGGUCUGAUGUAGCAACUGAAUCGCAUGCGAACCUUGUACUAUCAAGUGUCGCCAAAUGUAAGGAGGAAAAGCUAGAAGAAAAUGAAAAUACAAGAGGUUCGCAGCGUUCGUGGGAGUACUUGACGACAACAUUUCCGUGGGCCUGCUUCCUCUCGGAAGGUGCUUUCAAACGUGUCUAUAAAGUGUUCAACAAGACUUGCGAAAUUGAAGAGGCAGUAUCCGUGAUGUAAGUGGAAUCUCUUUUGUUGACGAACAAAUUGUUCGUAUUCAAUAAAUUUCUWAUAUUUUUAAUUUAAUUCCACAGGAAUGUGCAACAAAUUCAUUCCACAGGAAACAUUAAUGUGGUUGGGGCUGAAUUGGCAGUCUCUGUAAUGUUAAGCUCACUGGUYCGUCGCGGAAUUUGUCCAAACUUCAUUGUCACGAGGGGAAUGUUUUCGUGCCAAUACGAGCCGCCUGAAAGUCACUGGGGUACUGCAGGUAACAAAAUGCCGAAGGGGAAAUUUUAUUCUUCGUCAAGAAUAAAGAGACGGCCGAGGGAACCAAAAAAGAGUGGCCGUUUUCAAUAUAUUCGAAUGGAGCUAUGUGAUGAAGGUGAUGCGGAAGAAUUCUUAAAACGACAACCUGAUGAAGUGUUAACCCCACAUCAAGCAAGGAACUUCCUCUUUCAAAUUUCCUUCGCUCUGUAUGCAGCAGCCGAGAAGUUCAGUCUGAAACACUAUGAUGUGAAAUUGCUCAAUGUCUUCUUGCAGCGAAUGCCUAAACAAAGUGAAGGCAAUAUCGUUCUUCGAUAUGGAUUGGGAGAGCAUACUUUUGUUCUGCAGUCGUCACGAGAUGAUGCUAUCAUCGCAAAGCUUGCAGAUUACGGCACUGCCAAUGUUGACUGCGUCUCAAAUGGUCAAAAAGUGACAAUUGCUCAAUUUACCACACUUGAGAACACACCUCCCGACUUCUUAAUAUUAGGAGACGAAGCACUCCAAGGCCAUGGACAUGAUUGUUUUGGCCUAGGUCUAUGCAUGCUUCAUUUAUUUACUGGUCACGCUCCGUAUGAAGAAAUUUUGGAGGGAGUUACUUGUCCGUCUCGUUUGAAAAAGGAGUUGCGAAGAAUAUGGGAGAACGAGGAAGAAACGCAGUUUUCGGUUAUCAGGAGUAUUGUUUUGGCCGAUGUCUACAAAGAUGAAGAUGGCCAUGUCAUAGAGGGAGAUCCUGAUGACACUCUUUAUGAUACACUCUACAAAUUUCUCGUUCUAUUUGGCAUUCCUGAUGAUUCCUCUGGAUUCCUUGGUUCGAAGGUGAUGGCAGCUGUUAAGGCUACUCUAGUGUCAGAUAGUAGACAGAAGAAAGUUAGAACCCGCAACAAAAUAGUACCAUGUGACGCCAAUGAAUUUGCAAGGGACCGUCGGAAGUUCUCUCUUUCACAUGGGAACAACCAAUACAUAUCACGUGCUCGUACAUCAUUGUCGGUAAGUUCUUUUCCACGUUCUUGAAUUUUGCACCAUCAAAAUAUGAAGCAGAAAAUACUCACCCCCAAUGAUCGAAUUUGAUAAUUUUAGGCACUUGAUGGCGGAAUGGAGUUACUUCUUUCUCUGGUUCAAUUCAAUCCUCAGGUGAGGGCAAGUGCGCUUGAUGUACUGAACUCGUCUUUUAUGGCACCACUUCGAGAGACUUCGAACGAAAAUCAAGGCUAUGAUGAUGGGAAUGACGAAGUUUUGUCAUUUACUGCUUUUUCAACUCAGAAAAAUUAAUGAUUACUAGUAUUAGAUUCGUAUUCUGUCAUCGUUGUCACUAUUUUAUGGACACGAUAAUACAAGUUUUGUGCGCGUAUGACAAAAAUGACUAUUUAUCAGUUACUAUGCACAUGAACUAAGCUUUUUGGAAUGCGUAUCUUCUCCACGCCGUCUGGAGCGGCAUGGCCGUUAUCAUCGUUUAGUACCCGGGCAACCAAGUCAUUGGACAUUGUUGAAAAUAGGAUUAAGAAUCGCAACAAAAUCACGACAUUUGAAGACAUCCUGGACAGUUGUGCAGAGCAUCGUGUAAAUAACUAUCGCAGUCAACGCAAAAUGAGUUUAGACACUCAGGACACCUGAACCGCAAUAUCUCCUUUCCCUCGUCUUCACCCCCGCUUGCCCUGUUGGAUCGUGACGGAACACCGAUAAGUCGAAGACAUGCGAAACAACUGGUAGCUUCUUCGGCUGUAGACAGGCGCAAUUUUGAAUCCA